UUUGGGUCUGUAGCGUGGCAGAGCUAGCAAGGAUGGCAGAGCUUGCACUGACGUCAGAGGUCACAUGGUGCAGAACUUUCUCUAGAAAACCGGGGGCGUUUUCUAACCUAGUUGAGUUUCAUCGUGAACUUUCCUCUUGUGGCGGUUGCACAUGCUACUUUGACCUGAGAAAAGGAAGUUUUGCUUUGUAAAGCAGAAAGCGAUCAUUGCAUGCGACGUUGGUGGGGGAUCGUUUGGUGCACAUGGCACCAUCUUCGACUCAAGCUCAUCCGUUUAUUUUGGCAAAUUUGUUAGAUUUUCUUUCAACGUCGUGGAAUUUAAAGAAAUUUUCCACCAAAAUUGCUAUAUGCCCUAAUCAUGAGAGUUUUCUGUGCUUUCCCUUUAAUUUCGCUAAUGGGUGUGUAUGACCCCUCACCUCAUAGCGCAAAGAAAGGGUGACCAUGUACACCUUUGGUGGAAUUUAGUGCCUACGCCACAUUCUGAAGCAUCUUGUUCUAUACCAAAGCGUUCACGGCUCAGUCAUUUAUGACAUCGAACACUUUAUGACAGACCAGUUAACAGUAGUUUUCAUUAGAUUAUUUCACAUGUAUAUUCAAACCCUCAUUUUGUAAAAUGUUUGAAUGAUAGUAUAUAAACUGAGGUGAAUCCCACCUCAUGCAUUAUUUGAUUCUUUAUCACGUAAUAAGAGUAAAACUAAAGAAACAGGCUGGGUAAACCGAAAGAUAUUACCAAUAAAUAUAAACGUGCAAUCUCUCUCCUACAUCAAUCAACUCAUCAACCAACUACAAUCAGCCACGAACUAACUAACUGAUUAACAAUUUUGGAUUAAGCAAAUUACACCUCAGCAACCAAUCAGAAAUAAGAAUAAUAUUAGUGGGAUUAGUCAUAUUGGAGUUAGUCAAACAUGUUUACACAUUACCUCAGCAACGAUUGUGUUAUCUGUGAAAACUAGAGAAACAGAACUGUAAUUAAAGACACAUUAACAAUACCUUCUGUAUUUACAAAAUUUCUAAAGAAAAAGUGUGAGAAAAUGCUGUGCAGUGGAAGAUUUUCCGCCAUAAACUUAAAGGAAUUAUUGCCUUAGACGCCGUUUACACGGGAGAGAGAUUUUCUGCUUUGGCUUCAUCAGUAAUAAAUUUACAAAAUCAAUGGAUCCUACUUACCAUGCUAAAUUACAAUGGAAAAAUUCAAUAAAUAGAAGCUAAAGGGAACCCACCUAAUACAAUACAUGUUGUUAAAUGUGUAAAACGAAAAUUGCUGGGGAACUGGGAGAGAAGUGAAUAGAAAGGUAGAUAAUAGUAUGUGACGAAGAAGCUGGUAAUAGACUGUCUGACAAGGGCAAGAGAAGGACGGUAAAGAACAAAAAGACUAAAAAUGUAAGCAGUAAAAACGUUUGUAAUGGGUCUUACAUAAUUUGUUAGCUACGACGUCCCUGUAGUAAGAGGAACAUAAACGAGACAAUACGAAAAUUUCUACAAUCGAUACUGUAUAUGUUUCCAAAACUUUCAAAACCUAUUCCUUGGUAAUUUCGAGUCAAGCUAGCCUCACUUCACUGUCUUUUUACACAAACUCAAUUGUGUCUCUUUUGCGUUAACUUAUCCAGAAUGAAAUUUGCACCUUUUUCAGAUUCAUCACAAUGGCAACAGAUGAGCAGCAGAUAAACGAGAUACUCGAGUUUCUAUUUGAUGAGAAUGAUUCAGUUGGGGAUACAGCUGAUAACGCUUGUCAAGAAGGUAUAGAAAGUUCAAAUGGAUCUGACGAACUUUUAUCUCUAUCUAACCACAAUGACUCAUCUCCAACACCUUCUCUAUUUUCAACAAACUCCUCCUCAGCACAUUCCGCCACAGUACAAGACGAGGGGAUUUUGUCAAAAAUUUUGAGCCAUACUGUUGAACCAUCAGCAGAUCUUUCUUUUAAGGGCCCAAUGACAAAACCCUUGCUCAUAAUGAUUUUGAAAUUUUUAGUAAUCAGACACCAUCCAAAAUUCGCUAAGAAUUUGAUGAUGAAAACUUUUUCAAAGCCACAGCUACUUUCUAUCAAGACUUUUUUAGCCACAAAAAGCAGCAACUUAUUUUUUUCCAGAAACCACCAGAAACCAAUUUACUCCCUUAAAUUUGAUAGCCAUGGAAAGUUGGUUUUAGGUAGAUACAACGAUCUUCCAGUAGUAAUGCAUCAUUCCUAUAGCAAAUCUUCGAAGACAUGUAUCGAUUCAAAGGAGGUGAUAUGUAAGGAAAAUGUGCUCGAUGUUCUUAAAGAUCUUCACUACACUAAAACGAUUGGUGGAGAAACGUGUUGUGUCCCUGGUGGCAUAAAUGCAUUGAGCAAGAUUUUCACUUCUAAAUUCUAUUUCAAGGGAAUUUUCAAGGAAAUUCGGUCAUUCUUAAAAGGAUGCAAAUCUUGUCGUAUUAACACACCUCUUCCCUCGACACAGAUUGCGCCUCCGAAGCCUAUUCGCUCUUUUCGUCCACAUGAAAGACUUCAGUAUGAUCUUAUUGACAUGGCUCCAGCUAAGAGAUCUUUCAUGAAAAACAAUCCUUGGGGAUUCCGUUACAUUCUAUCCAUAAAAUGCUGUUUUAGUAAAUUCUGUUGGCUCUUCCCUUUGCAAUAUAAGACAGCUCAAAUGGUGUACAGGGUGAUAAAAUUUCUUUUUGACGUCGAGGGUGCACCUGACAUCCUUCAGUCUGAUAAUGGCAAAGAAUUUGUAAAUAAUCUAAUUAGGCAGUUCAGUAAGGAUUAUAAUUUCAGAAUGGUGAGGGGGAAACCUUAUACACCAAGACAUCAAGGGCAAGUUGAGAACUUGAACAAAACAGUUAAGGCAUAUCUUAGAAAGUUAUUGCAAAAUUCACCACAUGAAGAACAGGCAAAAAUGUGGCCACUGUUACUUCCUGGUAUUGCAGAUAAAAUAAACAAAUCUUAUAAUUUUACAAUUGAUGACAUCCCCUUCAGAGUGUAUAGAAAUCGUGACUGCAACACCAUUGGUUUCUCUGUUGUACCUGAAGACAGCAUCCUUAAAUCUUCCUAUGUUGCAUGUUGGAUUGCCCAACAAAACCACUAA
Rhopilema esculentum is the source of this 3055-nucleotide messenger RNA. Lineage: Eukaryota; Metazoa; Cnidaria; Scyphozoa; Rhizostomeae; Rhizostomatidae. The record is from RefSeq and is a predicted model, not a curated record.